Messenger RNA from Ostrinia furnacalis (Asian corn borer), 6283 nucleotides. RefSeq names its product titin. The transcript is spliced from 8 exons. The record is from RefSeq and is a predicted model, not a curated record. Lineage: Eukaryota; Metazoa; Arthropoda; Insecta; Lepidoptera; Crambidae. Bases 96 to 5144 code for a protein of 1682 amino acids.
AAAAUGGCACAUACAAAACGGUCAGAUGAACACUGAAAUUAGAUUUGGCCAGACGUACCUUGGAGUUUUAGUGAAAGUGACGAAACCCUUUAGAAAUGAAUAGUAAAAAGAAUAAGAACAAAUCGAAACCAAAUAAACCCCAAACUCCGAACCCACCCCAAAAAGUAGAAGAACCAAGUAAAGAUGUUGAAGCUGCUGAAAUCGUAAGUGCAGGUGAAGUCGCAAGUGCGCAAAAAAUUGACUUACGUGUCCCUGAAAUAAUAAGUGAGGUGAUUCCUGUAGUGGAAGUGAAGGAAACCGAAGAUGAUUCUCCGAAUAAACCAAAAAGAAAUCGAGGUAAGAAGAAAAAACACGAUAAAGACGACGAUGAAAAUCAAGAGGAAAAGCCGAGUGAGGCAGUGGAAAUAAUUGAAAUCGUUGAAGUCGAAACGCAAGAAAUUGUGAUUGAAGAAAACGUAGCACCGAAUUCACGAAAGAAAAAAAAUAAAAACAAGAAAGUUGUAGAUCCCGACACUAAAACUACAGAAAAGGCUGAAGAAGAAGUUUCUUUGAUCGAUGAAAAGAAGAUUCAAGAAUCUGAGUUGUGUGUGAAAGAAGAAUCAAAACCUAAAGAUGCGGGUGACCAAGAAGCUAAGUCGUCGAAAAAGAAGAACAAGAAAAAGAAACGAAACGAUUCAGAGCGAUCUGAAAAAGCUGAGGAACUUAGUUGCACAAGUGCUUUUCAAAAAUUGUUAAUAGAUGAUAAGACUGAUGUUAAGACUGUAGAAAAUCCACCAAUUGAAGAAAUAAAAAUACAACCAGAAAUUGUUCAAGUUGCUUCAAAGGAGGAUAAAAAUAAGAAUGUAAGCCAUAAAACUGCUUCAACCAAACCUGAAGUGGAAAAUGUAGAAAAAAGUACUGAUAAUCCAGAAAGUGCACCUGCAAUCCCACUUCAUGAGCCUCCUGGUAAAAAUAAAAAGAAAAAUAAGAAAGACAAAAAAGAACCCCCAAAAGAAAAAGAAAUUAAAGACGAUUCUGAUAUCGAAAUGCCUGAAAUUAUACCAAUAACUGAAACUGCUGACGAACUUAAAAAAACUAUUGUUCAAGAAUCCCCGAAAGAAAAUGUCCCAGCAGAAGAUUCGUCUGUAAAAAGCAAAGAGGCAGAUGAAAAUGUGACACCAAAAGCCAAAAUCGCGAAGCCUGUUGAAAGGAAACGUAAAGGGAAAGGUGAUCACCACUCUCAAGAACUAUCUGAAGCACAAGAAAAAGAGUCUAUGGGAUCUGAAAUAAUGAAAGAAGAAGAAAAACCUGUAGGUACUCCAAUAAAAGAAGAUGUCAAAACAAACAUUGCAGAACUUAAGUCAGUUUUACAAGAAACUAAAGAAGAAAUAAGCGACGUGGAACCUAAACCUAGUAGUCCUGAUAUAAAAUCACUAGAUUUGCCUGAAAAAGAUAAAAACAAAAAACGAAAAAAGUCGCCCAAACCUGGGAAACAAGAGCAAAAACCAGCAACUCCAAUUGAAGUUGAAACGAAACCUGAAGUUGAAAUUAAUCCUGAAAUUUUGAAAGAAGAGCCACAAACUCUAAUAAAACCAACUGUAGUUACUGAAAAACAGCCAGUGGCUGAAAUAAAAUCUCAAGAUGCUAUUAUUACUGAAGCGUUUGAAGAGUUGAUCAAAAUACCUGAAAGUGACAAAAGUAAAAAGAGAAAGAAAUCUCCAAAGCCUAAUAAACAAGAACAGCCAGCUAAAAGUAUAACUAAAACAACAGCUGAAUCAGACAAUGAACCUAAAAAUAUUAGCCCGGAUGAACCACCAAUUGCUCAAAUGGAAACAAAGUUUGAAUCAAUGACACCUCUUUUCUCAACAGAAGUCGUUGAACCUCAAAAAGAAAGUACUAUUUCUCCUGGACAGAUUGAAAUACCUACACCUAUAGGAACAACAAAAGAGCUUAUGCCAGAAGCGAAAGAUAUUAAACCAGAUGACACCAACAUUCCUGAUACUAAAUCAAAGAAAAAACGAAAGAAGUCGCCGAAAUUACCUCUUGGUACUGACGCUGCACAUGAAAUAAAAGAAACUGCUGCGUCUGUAACAGAAAUGCCACAAAAACAAGAAGCUAAGCCCGGAAGUAGUACAGAUAAUAAGAAAAAUAAGGCAAAAAGCCACGAAAAGUCUGACAUCUUCCAUGACAUACCUACAGCUGAAGACAUAGAAAUACGAAGCCUCAAAACUGACGAAUCCGAUAGUUCUAUUUGUGACUUUAUUCCUGACAUCAUCCAGCAUCCUAGAGCUACAAGCCAAGACCUUAUCGAUGAUAAUAAUAAUACAUUGAUCCAAGAGAUAACAAUAGAAGAAAUGAAAUUACAAAUACCUACUGAUAUUCCCGAUACACCCUUCAUUCAAGGAUCUGGAGAAACUCCACAAGUUACCCCCGAAUGUGUGUUUGUUGGUGUCCAAAUUUCUGAAGUAACUGCCGUUCCCGUGCCCGGCAAAGGUGAACAAGAAAAGACGGAUAUUAAAUCUAAAAUGAUGGAAGUAAACCAAGACAUGGAAGAAUUAAGACUUUCUAUAGAAAGAUCUUUGGCUGAGUUCUCAGCCAUGGAAAAGAGUGAAGGAGAAAUAGAACGAAAAUUUCAAGAAAAGACCGCUCAUACUCGUGUAGAGCCCAAAUCGCCUGACGUCAAAAUGCCUAGUGAACUUAUGUUUAAACAACCAGAAAAAAUCGAAACUCCUAAACCUCAAGAGAAGAAAAUUGAAGAAACUAUUGCAACUCCUUCAGUCGACACUAAACCUGCUGAAAUAACUACUUCGGCUACACAAACAUCGCAAAAAGACUCUCAUAAAAAGGAAACAAAACCCAAACCAUCUGAGAAAAUGUUAACAGCUACUAAUUUACCUCAACCACUAGAAAAACAUACUGAAACAAUAUCUCCACCAAUUGUCCCUGCUAGAAAAGAUAAAAGUGUGAGCAAAGAACGCGAUGUCAAAAAUAUUCCGAUAAAAGUAGCCGAAGAUAUCGUGAAACCAACUGCAACCGCUACUGAAGUUCCACAACAGCAAGAAACUUUACCUGACACAUCUGUUCCGCCCGCUAUUCCAGCAAGAAAAGACAAUAAAAAUAAGGGGAAAAAUAAGAAAAAAGGCAAACAAGAAACCGCUCAAGCAGUCACUCAAACUGAAAGUACAACUGCUAGUUCUGAAUCAAAAGAACCAGCUCAAGAAUCAGCCAAAAAAGAGGGAAAAUCUGAACAAAAGUCUGAAACAAAACAAGAUAAAGAGAAACAACAUGCAGUAUUGCCAACAGAUGACGUGAAAAAUCCCUCUGAUCUGGAUGGUGAUCAAAAUAAUAAACCAGAUUUCGAGCCAAUUGAAAAUUUUGAAGAUGCCAUGACUUCAAGCGCAGAUGACAUUAACAAGACAUUUGAAAUGAUCGUAAACGAAGGCAAUCAAACUCAAAUCAUUGAGGCUUCGCAUGUAAAUCCCGAGAUUAAAAUAGUAGCUCCGGUAGAAGAUACAAAACCAGAUAAAAGAGAUGAAAAAAUUAACCCUGUUUCGCCGCCAAAAAACUUGCUAGGUCACCCCAAUAUUCCUGUACAAUCGAAUAGAACCGAUUACAAAAAAGAAAAGAAUAAAGCACCGAAUACAAUCCUGGCUAAGGUUAAAAUAAAAGAUGCCGUUCAAAUUGAAGAUAACAAACAAUCGAAGGAUACUCAGACUGAUAAUAUUCGAAAGUUUUUGAAGACGAAAUCGAUUGACGAGUCGUUUUCGUCAGUGACCAAUGAGAAUGACGAGUUUGUCUACAAAUACAGUUUUAGGAAAGUUUUCUUGCAAAGCGCCUGCCAUGUUUGUAAGAAAGAACUGAAGCAAACUCGAGUGCCCUGUAACUUUUGUAAUUUGAUGUUUUACUGCAGCGCCAAACACAAGGAUGAGGAUUGGGCGAAACAUCAAGGAUUCUGUUUUGCUGUGUCAACCAUCGUGCACUUAAAGGAUCAAAAGCACAUCUACGCGGACUCAAAGAACAUCACGGGCCAGGACUACCGGCUGCUCCGCAUGCAGACUAUAGUCUCUUGCGAGAAGGUGCUCAAGCGAAGACUGGCGCCGUUCGAGCAGGAAGCCCUGCUGUAUCCUCGAGUAUGCGCCGCCCCUGCCUGCCGCGAGUGGCGCCAGAAUAAGCUGGUGGACUGCGAGGGUUGCGGGCAGGGUAAUUCAACCCGCGUCCUUGCCUUGCCCCGUGAAUACUGCGAUAGUUGCUGGCAGAUAUCCUUCUGCUCGGAGCAUCCCUCACACUUCCCCAAGGCCCACCAGCGCUGGUGCAAGUCAUACUCUCUCUACCAGAAGUUAGUGUGCUACCAGCAGACGCGAGGGCGGUUGGAGCCGCCCCUGCCUGGACGGAUCAUGGUGGAGCCGCAGACUUCGGAGAAGAUGAACGAGGUGCUGGCCAGCAUGUAUGAGGAGAAGAUUGACAUGAACGACAUCCAAUACGCGGCGCUGACGCAGAUCGCUACAGCCCCGCUGACAACUGCGUACUGCCUCCAGACUUACGCCAAGCUGACCAACGCGAACGGCACUGCUAAGAAAGCCACAUGCACGGUCCACGUGGUGGGCGGCGAGCUGCAGUUCGAGGCUGAUGCUCUUCACAAGUGGGAGGUGUUCUUACUGCACCAGCGGCCCGGCGCGCGGGAGCUCGGCGUGGCCAUGGUGGCGCCCGAGCUGAAUCCGUCCUCGCUGCCGCUGCAGCUACUCGCUAGAGUCAAACUGUGCGAGAACUGCCGUACCAACAAGCGCAGGGUGGUGUUCAGUUUCCAGGACAAGACCACCUACCACGACUACUGGGACAGUGACCACUUCCUCACCCCUGACAUUGUUUGCGCAUUCAACCCCAGCAUCAAAAGGUCGUCGAUGUACAACGGCAAAGACCCGUGGCCUAAAACAAUCAACUGCAUCCUCAAAAUGAAGACACCGUUUUUGGUCACGGCAUAUACUCUGACGGAACUCCAAAGGGACUUAGCCAAGAUCAAGGAAUGUGCUGAAACGGACCUCAAGGUCCUCAUCGAACCCAAAUUCAACAGCUUCGCCAGCGUCAGACCAGACAGGAACUUUAUAUCUGACGAUGAGAUGCCGCUGCUCUUCAAAAACUACUGUUACAUGCUCGUUUGUGGAGCUUGAUUUUGUUUUUUGUGUUGUUACUUUAUUAUAUUUAUUGAAAUAUCCCCAGUCUAUUAUUUGGGAGUGACGACAUUCAGUGUUCAAAACAAAAGAAACGGAUACAUCAUUAAAAUAUUUAUUAACUAACAAUUAAACUUCAUUUAAUCUAAACUAAAAUAUAUCACAGAUAAAACGUUAGUUACGAAUAAUAGAGAACACAGAGAUACAGAUUUUUUCAAAUCACCAAAUAAUUUUCAUGUUAUUAAACAUAGAAUAGACAGAAAUAAGUGUGUAAAUAUAGUAGCUUUGGACGACGGUGCCGUAGGAUGUGCCUGCCACCUACACAAAGAAGUUAUACAUAUAAGACGUAUAUUUACAGACAAAGGUACAACAAAGAGCGUCUUUAAGAAAGACUAUCAAUUCCUUGAGCUUUGGAAAAAUACAUGCAUAAGUUUCAACUCAUGCAUAAGUUGCACUCACAUAUCAAAUGUUUUCAUCUGAUUAUUAUAAGACAAAAUCUAUAAAAAAAUUAAGAAGUGCAUGGAAAAAAUUACAUUGAAUUUGUGAACCAAACUCUUGAAUAAAGUAAUGCAAUUGAUAGAGAAAUUACAAAUUCUAAAGAUAUUAAAUUGCCACACAUUCACUUCCGGAGAAAAAAUAGUGCUCAAGAAAUUGACAUUACGAAAGUUCACACAACAAUUAAAUAAGUGCACUAUAAAGAGUGAGAAAUACUAAGACUUACAAGAAUUUGAGACAGACAUUAGUAAUGGUGAAGAAAAGUAAUAGUGAUGAGGCACAGCAGUGAUGGUCCUUCCAGCAUUUGUGAUUAUUUAUCAAUUUUAAGUUCCAAAGCUCUCGAUUCGGAAACAAUUUUAUUACCAAAUGCGACACAUAAAUUGAAAAAUAUCUUUAUGUAACAUGUUCCAAGUUUACUUAGGAUAGGUUUGCUCGGAAAUAAUUACAGAUAUUUACUCGGUCUAAUAGUUAUGUCCUUCACAUAAAGUCUGACAACUUCAGGUGGAAGGAUUGAUAUACGAUGCUGAAAGAAUAACAUCUUCGGCCCAACAAAAUACAGCAUGUAAAUAAUGUCAACAAACUGGUUAUGAUAACAUGUUAAUGAUAAUUACAUGAAUACAACGAUAGCAAACAAGAACAACGAG